This is a messenger RNA of Alligator sinensis (Chinese alligator), 885 nucleotides long. RefSeq names its product TNF receptor superfamily member 4 (gene TNFRSF4). Gene Ontology annotation, biological process: inflammatory response. Gene Ontology annotation, molecular function: protein binding; tumor necrosis factor receptor activity. The transcript is spliced from 7 exons. The record is from RefSeq and is a predicted model, not a curated record. The coding region runs from base 70 to 834 and encodes 254 amino acids. NCBI's taxonomy places the organism in Eukaryota, Metazoa, Chordata, Crocodylia, Alligatoridae.
CUCAUCCCAUGUUCAGCGUUGACGUGUACUAGCCAUGAAUAUUCCUUACGUGGCAUUAAAUGCUGCAAGAUGUGCGGUCCUGGGGAGGAAAUACAAUACCGCUGCAAAGAGACAACAGAAACAGUGUGUAAACCCUGCCAGGAUGGGUACUAUAAGACUGAGUACAGCGAGGGAGACUGCAAGACCUGCAAAAUCUGUAACAUCAAAAAGGGCACCACAGAAGUGAAGAAGUGCGACAAGACCUCUGAUAGAGUGUGCAUGUGCACCAAAGGCUUCGAGCCCAGCAGGUUCAUGGCAGAUGGCACAGCUCCAUCGGCAUGCUCAGCUUGUUCUGCUGGGUCUUUUUCCAAAGGAGAAAAUAGCAAAUGUCACCCCUGGACCAACUGCACAGCGUCUGGUAGGACGAUUCUGCGGGGGGGGUCAGAUAAAGAGGAUGUUAUCUGCGGUGACCAGAAGAAAGAGGUGACCACAAUUCAGAGACCAGCAUCCACUUCGCAUAUCUCCGUCACCACCCACAAAAAUAGCACGUUGUUAACAGCACUCGCGACUCCCAGACCCAAAAACACACUUUCCAUUCCUCCCAUUCAUUGGGGAGAUCAACCAACUGGGAUCACAGAGCCAACCAACUGGGGGCCUUUAUCGCUCAUCCUUAUUUGCUUGACAUUGCUCAUGGUAUCAGGAAUGUCUAUUCUCCUACUGAUUAUUCAGGCAACUGGAAAGGGGAGGAAGAAGAAGCUGCAGCCUGCUGAGAAUGAUCAGCGGAAAGGAAGGAGCUGUCGCAUUCCUAUCCAGGAGGAACAAAUUGACUCCAAUUCCAGCCUGAUCAAAAACUGAGUCCCCAUCAAACUAUCACGUACUGCAUUUCUGAGCCAAGCAACAUUAACC